Molecule: messenger RNA, 1917 nt
Organism: Synchiropus splendidus (mandarinfish)
Lineage: Eukaryota; Metazoa; Chordata; Actinopteri; Syngnathiformes; Callionymidae
Product: neuronal acetylcholine receptor subunit alpha-7-like
Exons: 11
Coding region: 90-1415 (441 amino acids)
Biological process (GO): regulation of membrane potential; signal transduction; chemical synaptic transmission
Cellular component (GO): postsynaptic membrane; neuron projection; synapse
Molecular function (GO): acetylcholine-gated monoatomic cation-selective channel activity; transmembrane signaling receptor activity
Source: RefSeq, a predicted model, not a curated record
CAUUUUGCUUCAGGGAGGAGCCAACCCACAGCAAGCACCCAAAAGCUUCUAAAAGUCUCCUGAAAGCUCAGUUGGAUGAUUGGUUCAACAUGGACGUGCAUCACCUUCUUCUGUGUGUGGCGGUUUCACUCUGCAUGGUGAGAGUUUCUCAUCAAGAUCCAGUUGAGAACAGACUGAUAGGUUUGCUGAUGAGGGACUACAACCCACUGGUGAGACCAGUAUCAAACUAUUCGGAACCUCUCACUGUCAAACUUGGCCUCAACCUGAUUCAGAUUUUGGAUUUGGAUGAGAAGAAACAAAUUCUAACCACAAAUGCUUGGCUGAAUUUGAUGUGGACAGACUCAUCUCUGAAAUGGGACCCUCAGGAUUACAAUGGCAUCAAAAAUGUACGAUUUCCAUCCAGUAUUAUUUGGAAGCCAGAUAUUCUGCUGUACAACAGUGCCAGCGAAGCAUUUCGGAGCACGUACGACACCCUCGUUCUGGUCGACCACAGUGGAGGCUGCACUAACAUUCCACCAGCAAUCUUCAAGAGCGUCUGCAAGAUUGAUGUUCGUUGGUUCCCCUUUGAUGUCCAGACCUGUCAAAUAAAACUGGGCUCCUGGACACACAGCGGCUUCCAAAUUGAAUUGAAGCUAGGUGACUUGACUCUGUCUGACUACACAGAAAACAACGAGUGGAGUCUUGUGGGGACUUCCGAGAAGAUGACAACCACGUAUUAUCCCUGCUGUCCGGAGCCCUAUCCUGAUGUGACCUACACGCUGGUUCUACGCAGACGCUCGCUCUUCUACGGCCUCAACCUCAUCAUCCCCUGCAUCCUGCUCUCAACUCUGGCUGUCGUGGUCUUCUUGCUACCAGUGGACUCUGGAGCAAAGAUCUCACUGGGAGUGACAGUUCUGCUCUGCUUCAUGGUCCUAUUGUUGAUGGUCUCAGAAGUGAUACCAGCCACGUCUGAAUCUGUGCCCUUAAUAGCUCAGUACUUCAUGACCACAAUGGUCAUUGUUGGCCUGUCACUCAUUGCUACGGUGGUGGUCUUGCGUUUACACCAUCAUGACCCACGAGGGCAGAGGAUGCCAAAGUGGGCUCGGGAGUUCCUCCUGAAGUGGUGUGCUUGGCUGCUCCAGGUGAAGAAUCCAGACUGUGGUCAGGUAGAGCAGGCGGGUGAGGACGUGAAUCUCAUCUCCAAAGGUGAGGGCACAGUGGAGCCGGAGGUUGGCAAGAUCCUCGAGGAAGUGCGUUACAUCACCAAGCACCUUCGUGCCAAGGAGGUCACUGAGAAUGUCCAUUCUGAGUGGAAGUUUGCAGCGUCUGUACUUGACCGUCUUUUCCUGGUGGUUUUUUCAUUCCUCAUGAUUCUGGUGACACUUGGGAUUCUUCUGUCAGCCCCAAGCCAUGGCAACAUCAGUCUCAAAAGUUAAAACAUUAUUGCCUGAAGCAAUCCUAACCCAGCAUAAACAUUACAAAAAUGUAAAACAUUUUUACUCACAUUAACCAUUUUAACUCUAAUGGCCUAGACAAAGGUGGUAGUGCAGGCAAAACAUAUACAUUACAGAAUGAAAAUGAUGUAUCAUUACUAACUUCAAUACUGGCUACUACUCACUUUAACAAAUACUGAUAGGAAUAAUUAUUUUCUUUCAUGUUGUUGUGAUAUUUUUUAAGUUGUUUUGUUUAUAGUGAACCAGUCACAGUAAAAUAAUACAAAAUUGUAUUGUCUCUGCUCCCAUGUUUUUCUUUGAAGUGCGCUGGUUGACCACCAGCAUUCAUCUGUUAAUUUAUUUUUUAUUUUUUAGAGAUAUUCAUUUUUUAUGUUAGAAAAUAAAUGAAUCCUCUGUCAUUCCAAUAUCCACAUUAAGAAUUCUGGUAAAGAAACUACAAACAACUUUUAAAUAAAAUAAAAAUACCUAUAUAAAAAAAAUAAAA